AGCGCACUCCUAGCAUGGCUCUUGAUCUCUUACAUCCCACAAUUCGCCCGCAUCAUCGGCCGCAAAUCCGCAGAAGGCCUCUCGACUUUGUACAUCCUUCUCGGCUCGUUGUCUGGAACUUGCGCAGUGGCGAAUAUCAUGGUGCUGCCUUCGAGUCAAACGGACAUGUCUUGUUGUAGGCAUUACACUCGCUUUGGAUGUAUAUCGCGCUUGCUGGGUCUCUUCCAGGUUGUCAGUGGAGUUGCUUUGUUCUGGUGCAUAAUGUUCCUCUACGUAUACUUUUCAGAAGAAGAAGCCGAUGCCGAACUCCACGGUCGCCGCCGCUCUCUAUCUUCUCCUGACCGCACUUUCCGCCGCGCUCGUCGCGCUAUCCGCUUGCUCAUCAUCGUGGUGGCAUUCGCAUUUGCGGUUAUGCUCGUCAGUGCGGUGAUCCUCAGUCGCUUUCCUUGGUAUUCGCAGGAAUGGGCGAAUGUAUUGGGAAUCGCUGUUGCUUGCUUUGCUUGUGUGCAGUGGGUGCCGCAGGUGUGGACGACUAUCCAUUUGGGCCAUCUGGGAAGUUUGAGUUUGGCGAGUGUGUGCAUGGGUGCGCCUUAUACAUGGAUCUUUGGCGUCAACAUGAUCAUCCGCCUCGGCAUGUCUGGCUGGUCCGUCUGGAUCGUGUACGUGCUGGUCGGAGUGAUGCAACUCAUCCUCAUCAUCACCGCUAUCCUCUAC
This is a messenger RNA of Aureobasidium namibiae CBS 147.97, 714 nucleotides long. RefSeq lists its product as uncharacterized. The transcript is spliced from 3 exons. The annotation marks the transcript as partial. Lineage: Eukaryota; Fungi; Ascomycota; Dothideomycetes; Dothideales; Saccotheciaceae. The record is from RefSeq and is a predicted model, not a curated record.